Messenger RNA from Suillus paluster, 447 nucleotides. RefSeq lists its product as uncharacterized. The record is from RefSeq and is a predicted model, not a curated record. The coding region runs from base 1 to 447 and encodes 148 amino acids. NCBI's taxonomy places the organism in Eukaryota, Fungi, Basidiomycota, Agaricomycetes, Boletales, Suillaceae. The transcript has a single exon.
AUGAGUAACAAUCUCCAUGUCAUCAUCCGUGAUGGGCAGGUUUAUACCUCUCUCACUGCACACUCCCUUCCUGACGUCAUACCUCACAAACCUCCUUGGGAUCCUCACAAAGACUACAACUGUUCUCCCAACGAUAGUAAUACGCUACUCACUACUCGCUGGGCAUACGGAACUCGUCCGUGGUUUCCCCUUGUACCUUUGAAUCCUAGCUUUGAUGGGCCGAUCUUUGGAUGCCUCAACCACUCCAGGUUUUCCCUCCUUACAGAGGUAGAUCCAUCGGGAAAGCACAUUCUCCACCGUGAUAUUUGGGCAAAAUGGGUCAACUUAGAGCAGAAACUGCUCUGGUGCCAGGAACAUUUGGGUGCUGGAUUAUUCAUUCCGUGGGGGACUAAACUUCCACGCGCUCCGAACUACCUAUGGGUACCAACGGUCGCAUGCAGACGCUAG